Molecule: messenger RNA, 2712 nt
Organism: Cydia pomonella (codling moth)
Lineage: Eukaryota; Metazoa; Arthropoda; Insecta; Lepidoptera; Tortricidae
Product: TBC1 domain family member 19
Exons: 11
Coding region: 249-1808 (519 amino acids)
Source: RefSeq, a predicted model, not a curated record
UGCAACGAUAUUUAAACCGAAAUGAUAAUUUAUUUUCUAUUAUUAUUUUUAUCAUUUUCAUUAGAAUAGAUGAUUAUACGGUGUUUCAUACAAUACGAUUUCUGCUAAGUAUAUCCUAUAUGUUUAUUACUCACCAUAGCAACGGCAUCUCUCUUCGUAUGAAAUAUGUUUUUUUAUAAAAAAAUAAACAGUGUGUUUGUUGCUUUAUUUAACAAAAUUAUAUACAAAACAUUGAGUUAUUAGUCGAAAUGGAAGAAUUAAAAGAUGAAGCCAUUCAUCACACAGCACUUAAGUUAGCAGAAGAGAUAAAAAACUUAUCAAUAUACAAAUCAUUUUACAGUGACGUUCAGAAAUUGGUAUCUUCGACAAAUGUUAAAAAGGAAGACUUCAAACAAACCUUACAACAAGCCAUGAAAGAAAAAGGAUUAGAUACAAAGUUAAGAAACACAGUGUACCAUUGGGUGAGAACUCAGACCAAGCAAAACAAAUUGGAUCCUUUAACGUCCUUACAAAAAGCCAGUGCUCAGUGGGAGAAAAGGAUUCACAAAUCGCUAAAUUCAAUGUGUUCUGACUUAGAGACCUCUUUAGCAAAAAUAAGGCCUCAAAGUGAACAAGAUGAACUCUUGGACAAAUGGAAUGAACUUAGCACUUACACCUUAGAUUUAUCAAAGUACAGACCAGUUUACGCACCAAAGGACUUUCUAGAAGUAUUACUAACAUUGUCCGGUUAUGUUCCUUUUACGAAAGAAGAUGAACCUAAAUGGGAAUUCGCGCAUUUACCUCUCCAAGUGAAGACGUUGGAUGAAUUGAGAAAGGUGUAUCCUGAAUGGUCGGCCGGUGAGCCGCUGCUCGGCGUGAACCCUUCGAUGCCGAGUCAAGUACCGGGUUUCGCGACGCUGGAGGCCGAGCGGGUGGGGCUGGGCGAGCGCGUGGCGGCUCUUGCUUACGCCCCUGUGGUGCAGGAGUACCUCAAGAAGGGCAGUCCGCAGGCACUACGGGCUACGCUGUGGUCGCUGGUGCUCGGAUCUGAUGUCAGACAACAGCAAAUAACGGCGUUCAACCAACUCAAAGCAAGUGUCCUGGAGAUAGAUCUGAUGAUUGACAAGCUCAUUUUCAAAGAUGUGCAGCUCACUGCUUCCAACGACGACCAGUACUUCGUGUUCGAGGACCUCCUUUACCAGGUGAUGCUAUGUUUCUCGCGCGACUGCGGCGUGCGGUCGGCGCUGGCGGACGCGGGGUGCGCGGGCGCGCCGCUGACGGUGGCCGUGCGCGGCCGCCACGCGCCCGCCGACCGCCUCACCGCCUUCCCGCCGAGCGGCGUCAUUCCCUUCCACGGCUUCUCCAUGUACGCGACGCCAUUCUGCUACCUGUACGACGAUCCGGUGCAGCUGUAUUAUACGUUCCGGGCCUUCUACAUCCGCUACUGGCACCGGCUGCAUUACAUUUCGACUCAUCCACAGGGUAUUGUUUCACUGUGUCUGCUGUAUGAAAGGCUUUUGGAAGCAAAUGAGCCUCUACUAUGGAUACAUUUUCGAAAUAUUAACAUAAAUCCUAUAAGGGUGGUCUUUAAAUGGCUAAUGCGCGCCUUCAGUGGCCACUUGCCACCCGACCAGCUUCUUUUGCUGUGGGAUGCCAUACUUGGCUACGAUUCUCUCGAAAUCCUACCACUUUUAGCGCUGGCAAUACUGAGCUUCCGAAAGGAGAACAUCUUUCAAGUCAAUACGCUGCAAAACGUAGACGCGGUACUGGCCGACUUGUCUACGAUUUCGGUCAUUCCGCUUUUGCAGUUGGCACUCAUGAAGCCUUAGCGGCCAGUGUUGUCAUAUAAAUAAUAUAGUUUUUUUUUAAUGUAAAAGCUUUAGCAGACUGUCGUACCGGACCCGCAACCUUGGUCCGGUCAGCUAAUCUUUCUCGUUUUCACUCAUAGCUGCAUGCUUAACGGACGUACGACGAAUCAUCUUCAACUCGAUCGAACAGGCCUCGGACCGUACCAAGGUCGCGGUCCGGUACGCCCGCCUGUGACAGCUUUAAAGCUAGGAGUUUUUUUUUGGUAGUUUAAUUGAAGGAAAUAUGUUAUUGAAACUUGUUAAUGUUUUGUUAUAACUGUAUACAGUUACAUGUCGGGUUUGUGCAAUACUUGAUAAUGUUUUUUCUAGAAACAACAAGCAAUAAACCAGUCAUGUUACAGUUUUGAAAGUUGAAUGUUUCUUAAUAUUUCUGUCCGUUUAUGGAAGUUAUUUCUACAUAGAACUUCUAGUUUGGUAUACAUUUUCACUUUACAGAAGCAGAUUACUAGUUACACCUGUGUUUCCUUGGCCAAAAUUAAGCCUUUAAAUGCCAUUUAAAGUAUUGCAAAAUGAAUAUAUAAUAAAAUUAAAAAUGCAUAAUUUUGUUAACUAAUUCAAGUGAAGCCCAGGUCAUAAGGGUGAUUGAUUGUAAAAUUGCAACGGCGCAUAAUAAAUAUCUACAGGUUCAUAUAGUUUGUGUCACCCACGAUGACCCGCAGAUUAGUCAAAUCUAACCUUUAAUAACACGAUAAUAAGAGUCAAGGCACGCGUCUUCGUGAAUGACACGAUCCAUAGCUUCAUACCUAUGUGUAGUCUCCGAAACUCGUUUACGUAUGACGUUUUAAAGGUUAACAGGCAUAAGCGACAUAUCAGUUUUAUAACUUUGUAGGCCAUGAAAUAAUUGAUUAAAUAAGAUAUAUAAACA